Molecule: messenger RNA, 4036 nt
Organism: Coregonus clupeaformis (lake whitefish)
Lineage: Eukaryota; Metazoa; Chordata; Actinopteri; Salmoniformes; Salmonidae
Product: NLR family CARD domain-containing protein 3-like
Exons: 6
Coding region: 1-2781 (926 amino acids)
Molecular function (GO): protein binding
Source: RefSeq, a predicted model, not a curated record
AUGAACCAGAAGGAGCUUGCUGUCACACUGGAGAAAAGUAUUUCAGGUGAACUUGCUGUCUGUCAACGUGAACUCAAAUCCAACUUAAGGAGGAAGUGUGAAAGUGUGUUUGAUGGAAUAGCAAAGCAAGAAAACCCAACACUUCUCAAUGAGAUCUACACAGAGCUCUACAUCACAGAGGGGGGAAGUGGCGAGGUCAAUAAUGAACAUGAGGUGAGACAGAUCGAGGCUGCAUCCAGGAGAACAGCAACACAAGAGACACCAAUCAAAUGCAAUGACAUCUUUCGACCUUUACCUGGACAGGACAAAAAAAUCAGAACAGUGCUGACAAAGGGAGUCGCUGGCAUCGGAAAAACAAUCUCUGUGCAGAAAUUCAUUCUGGAUUGGGCUGAAGGAAAAGCAAAUCAUGAUGUCCAAUUAAUUUUCUCUCUGCCUUUUCGGGAGCUUAAUUUGAUGAAAGGGAAAAAAUACAGCCUGAUGGAACUUCUUCAUCACUUUUUCAUGGAAACCAAAGAAUCAGGAAUUUCCAACUUUGACAAGUACAAGGUUCUGUUUGUCUUUGAUGGUCUGGAUGAGUGCCGACUGCCUCUAGACUUCAAGACAAAUGAGAGCUGGUGUGAUGUCACAGAAUCAACCUCAGUGGAUGUGUUGCUGACUAACCUCAUCAAGGGGAAUCUGCUUCCCUCUGCUCUCCUCUGGAUAACCUCUCGACCUGCAGCAGCCAAUCAGAUCCCUCCUAAGUGUGUUGACCAGGUGACAGAGGUGCGAGGGUUCAACGACCCUCAGAAGGAGCAGUACUUCAGGAAAAUAAUCAGUGAUGAGAAACUGGCCAACAGAAUCCUCACACACAUCAAGUCAUCAAGGAGCCUCUACAUCAUGUGCCACAUACCAAUAUUCAGUUCCAUAUCGGCCACUGUUUUACAGGGAAUCUUGCUUCAAGCAGAGAGUCGAGAGAUGCCCAGGACUCUGACUCAAAUGUACGAACACUUUCUCAUCCAUAACAUUCUGAUAAAAAAUCAGAAAUUCUCAGAGGGAACCGAGAAAGCGGAGACAUAUUCACAGAUGAAUUCAGAUAAAGAGAUUAUUCUGAAACUGGGGAAGUUGGCUUUUCAACAGCUGGAGAACGGCAAUCUGAUAUUCUAUGAGGAAGAUCUGAGAGAGUGUGGCAUUGAUGUCACAGACACCUCAGUGUACUCAGGAGUGUGCACACAGAUCUUCCGAAAGGACUGUGGGCUGUACCUGGAGAAGGUGUACUGCUUUUUGCAUCUGAGCAUUCAGGAGUUUCUGGCUGCUUUAUAUGUAUUCCACACAUUCAUCUGCGACAAAUUAAAUCUCAUGGCUAAAGAAGAAACCAACAGAAAUCUUCAAAUGUCUGAAGAUACUCCUGCAACCAUCCUCUAUAGAAGUGCCGUUGACAAGGCCUUACAGAGUGAGAAUGGACACCUGGAUCUGUUCCUCCGCUUCCUUCUGGGCCUCUCACUGGAGUCCAAUCAGACUCUCCUACAAAACCUCCUGACACAGACAGGAAGCAGCUCACAGACCAAUGAAGAAACAGUCAAGUACAUCAAGGAGAAGAUCACAGAGAAUCCUUCUCCAGAGAGGUGCAUGAAUCUGUUCCACUGUUUGAAUGAGCUGAACGACCAUUCUGUAGUGAAGGAAAUGCAAAGCUACUUAAACAGUAGUCUGUCCGAAGCCAAACUGUCACCCGCACAGUGGUCAGCUCUGGCCUUUAUGUUGCUGACUUCAGAAGAGGAGAUGGAUGUGUUUGACCUGAAAAAAUAUUCCAGAUCAGAGGAAGCUCUUCAGAGGCUGCUGCCAGUGGUCAAAUCUUCCAAAAUUGCUUUGCUGAAUGAAUGUAACCUCACAGGGAGAAGUUGUGAGGUGUUGGCCUCAGCUCUCAGCUCAAAAUCCUCCCAGCUGAAAGAGCUGGACCUGAGUGACAACGACCUGCAGGAUUCAGGAGUGAAACUGCUCUCUGCUGGACUGGGGAAUCAACAUUGCAAACUGGAGAAACUAAGGUUGUCAUUCUGUGGAGUCACAGAGGAAGGCUGUGGUUUUCUGGCAUCAGCUCUAAAGUCAAACCCCUCCCACCUGAGAGAGCUGGAUCUGAGCUACAAUUACCCAGAAGACACAGGGGUGAAGCUGCUUUCUGCUGUACUGGAGGAUCCACGUUGUAAACUGGAGAAACUCCGUGUGGACCAUAGUGAAGAGUGUUGGACAAAAUCAGCACUUAAGAAAUAUGCCUGUGAGCUCACUUUGGACCCAAAUACAGCACACAAUCUGCUCUCUCUGUCUGAGGACGACAGAAAGAUGACACGGGUGAUGGAGGUGCAGCCGUAUCCUGAUCACUCAGAGAGAUUUGACUUCUGGCAACAAGCGUUGUGUAGAGAGGGUCUGACUGGGCGCUGUUACUGGGAGGUGGAGUGGAAUGGGCCUGAGGCACAUAUUGCAGUGACAUACAGUGGAAUUCGCAGGCAAGGAGAAGGUCAUGAUUGUGGGCUGGGAUUUAAUGACAAGUCCUGGAGUCUCAGUUGUUAUAAAGACUAUUUCAAUACCAGACACAAUAACAUGCCCACCACCAGACCGGUCCCUUCCUCCUCCUCCUCCCGCAGAGUUGGUGUGUAUCUGGACUGGCCGGCCGGCACUCUGUCCUUCUACAGCGUCUCCCUUGGCACACUGACCCACCUUCACACAUUCCACACCAGAUUUACUGAGCCCAUCCACGCAGGGUUUAGAAUCUGGAGUGUUGACGCCUCAGUGUCACUGAGCAAGGUAGAAUAGCCUCCUGUUCCUUUAUGAUGGUCGCUCAUGAAAGAUGUACAUACGUGUUUGACGAUGACAUCUAAUCUAUUAGAAUGUUUCAUUAUCAUUACUCUAUCAUUACUGCAUACUGUAUGUGUUCUUCAAGCAGACUAGAGACACCAUUCACUUUCCAUUCUCAUAAUUUGUUGUGCCUGCCCUCCAAACGAUAAUGAGUCAUUAGGACGUUCCCAGGACGUCAGGACGCUGUGUCAUGGUCCCCUGGAGGUUUUGUCUAGUUCCCGGUUGGUCCCGGGGACGACCCCAAGGAUGUUUAUUAGGACUUUCUUGGGAUGUUGUGUCAUGGUCCUCUGAAGUUCCCUGAACGUUCUCGGGACAUUAUGCCAUGGUCCCCUGGAGGUUUUUGUCUAGUUCCUGGUUUGUCCCGGGGAUGUCACCUGAUGGUCUAGUUCCUGGUUUGUCCCGGGGAUGUCACCUGAUGGUCUAGUUCCCGGUUUGUCCCGGGGAUGUCACCUGAUGGUCUAGUUCCCGGUUUGUCUCGGGGCCGUCACCUGAUGGUCUAGUUCCUGGUUUGUCCCGGGGAUGUCACCUGAUGGUCUAGUUCCUGGUUUGUCCCGGGGAUGUCACCUGAUGGUCUAGUUCCCGGUAUGUCCAGGGGAUGUCACCUGAUGGUCUAGUUCCUGGUUUGUCCCGGGGAUGUCACCUGAUGGUCUAGUUCCUGGUUUGUCCCGGGGAUGUCACCUGAUGGUCUAGUUCCUGGUUUGUCCCGGGGAUGUCACCUGAUGGUCUUGUUCCUGGUUUGUCCAGGGGAUGUCACCUGAUGGUCUAGUUCCUGGUUUGUCCCGAGGAUGUCACCUGAUGGUCUAGUUCCUGGUUUGUCCCGAGGAUGUCACCUGAUGGUCUUGUUCCUGGUUUGUCCCGGGGAUGUCACCUGAUGGUCUAGUUCCUGGUUUGUCCCGGGGAUGUCACCUGAUGGUCUAGUUCCCGGUUUGUCCCGGGGAUGUCACCUGAUGGUCUAGUUCCUGGUUUGUCCCGGGGAUGUCACCUGAUGGUCUAGUCCCUGGUUUGUCCCGGGGAUGUCACCUGAUGGUCUAGUUCCUGGUUUGUCCCGGGGAUGUCACCUGAUGGUCUAGUUCCUGGUUUGUCCCGGGGAUGUCACCUGAUGGUCUAGUUCCUGGUUUGUCCCGGGGAUGUCACCUGAUGGUCUAGUUCCCGGUUUGUCCCGGAAAUACUUAUUUCCCUCAUUAAAAUGCAAAUCAAUUUAUAACAUUUUUGA